Molecule: messenger RNA, 2253 nt
Organism: Daphnia carinata
Lineage: Eukaryota; Metazoa; Arthropoda; Branchiopoda; Diplostraca; Daphniidae
Product: calcium-activated chloride channel regulator 4-like
Exons: 9
Coding region: 417-1652 (411 amino acids)
Molecular function (GO): protein binding
Source: RefSeq, a predicted model, not a curated record
AGUGGCGCAGUUGGUUAGCGCAUGGUACUUAUACGACAGUAACUGAAUGUGCUGAUUAAGGAUGAUAUGAUUGCAAGCUAUGCCGAGGUCGCGAGUUCGAUCCUCGCCUGGAGAAUCUUUUGCAACUGUUGUUCGGUACACAUCUUGAAAGUGUCUGACAGCUGAGUUUGUUUGGCCAAGUAGCUAGAACAAUAAAUGGAGACUAUCAUAUGAUUACAGGGAGCGAUAACGUCCAAUUGAUUUCUCGACGAUUAAACUUGUAAGCUUCAAAGUGGCCUCCAUUCCUUCCUGGAAAAACAAAAGAGAUCUGCUUUCCCUGAAAACACUUGGCCUGGUGUUCAUUUUGACUUUUAUCGAUCAAGAAGCUUUAACGAGAUGCCAAACAUUCACGGCAGAGGAAUCAGAAACGGAGAUCAAUGACGAUUUCGUUGUUGAUCCGACGGCAACGCCAACGCAAUUUGAAAUUGAGCGUUUUCAAUCUAGAGGAACUAGCAAAUUUAGAGUCGAUGGAACUGACCGCACCUGAUGGUACUGUCUUCAGCGAGGUUGAGUAUGAAACGACCACAGCUUCGGUCACCGUAGACUUGGCGAUGAUCGGAAAUUGGUCCCUCAACGUCAAGUUAAGCAGCGAGCAGUUUGAAUUGUUAUUAGUCACUGUUAUAGCGCAGAUGCGUCCAAACGUUACGACACCAAUCAAAACUAAAUGCUGGGUCCCGCAAGCUGAUAUUAAAAACGCCGGUAAGAACACAAUUCCAGUUCGCGCUGAGGUGACGACUGGAUCGAAUGCGGUUGUUGGAGCCACGGUCAGAGCUUUUUUGGUGAAACCCAACGGUGAGUCGGAAAUUCUGGAGCUGCUGGACAAUGGCGUCAAUGCCGACACUGAGGCCAAUGAUGGCGUUUAUUCCAGGUAUUACACCAACGCCACUCAGAAGGGUCGGUACACGGUCAAAUGCCAUGUGAUUAGCAAUGAAGACACUGUCCAGAGUUCAGGCUUUUUUGGCUCUGCCAGCCCUCAGCUUCGCGGUAAUUUAAUUCAUGAAAACGGCGCAGGGACUCCUCUGGCCGCUUUUACUCGCAUCGUUUCUGGUGGAUCGUUUCAGGUGGAAAUACCCGUGUCGAGUUACGAUGCUUAUCCACCAAGUGAAAUCAGGGAUCUUUCUGUCACGUUAGUUGAUGAAACAGAGGGACACAUCAUGAUGGAUAUGAAAUGGACUGCUCCCGGUGACGAUCUCGAUUAUGGCACUGUUGCUUAUUAUGUACUGAGGUAUUCAGACACGCCGGACUACGUGAUAAACUACAACUUUGACGAUGAAUAUUCUGCUCGCAAGAAGCGCUCCGCCAUCAAAGAAGAUGAUCUCGUGGCCGGUUCACUCGAACCCAUCGAAGCUGGCUCCUUGCAAACGGCUACCUUCUUGCUAUCCGAUAUCGAUCUGGACCGACCUUAUUACGUGACACUACGGGCAGUGGACAAAGCUGGAAAGGUUGGGCAAGUCUCCAACGUGGUCGCUUUCUUUGUACCAGACAAAUUAGCUAUGCUGGCUAGGAAUAAUUUGGAAGGACCCGCCGGAUAUGAAACAAGAGAUAUCAUCAAUGUGAAUCAAUCGGGCUUUCCGUCACCUCGUUGUUGGUUGCAGCCUUUGGGCUUCUUUUGAUCGCCUGUCUGUGUGUGGCCUUAUUGAUGGCCAUCGUCAAACGCUCUAGAGCCUAUCCAGUAUAUUCUGGUGUCCCGACUAGUAAGGAUCAUAGUUAUCCUUGAAAUGAGUAUACAGACUCGAGGUUUAUUCAGUUAACGUCCCGAAAUGUUUCGAUGUUAGAAAACGUUAACAAGCAAUCCACGUAGAACAGUACCGAGGGUUAAACCAAAUUCAUUUAAAAGCAAGCUUAGUUUUGUAGGGAAGAUACGAAAAUUCUAGCGAUUAUUUAGGUCGAAACAGACAGGUAAGUGCUGAUGCAUUUCAUCCAACUGCCACCAUGCCCUUAAUAGUACUUGGAAAUUGUUCUUAUUCGUGACAUUUUCAUUAAAAUAGAUUCAUUCCGUAUAGUGGAAUCGAUUUACCAUGCUUCACUUGAAAAAAUUGCAAUGUAUAUGCCUGCCGGGUGUGUCCAUACAGAUAUAUAAACGAGUGUAAGCUCAUCAUAAUUUUCAAAACAAAAGUGUUCGUUCAUCAAUAGCCGUAUCCGCUGUAAUAGCCAUGUCCGUAUCCAGCGCCAUAGCCUGUAGAUUCAACAAUACAUUAUCCAUUUUAAAAUUAA